Messenger RNA from Diachasmimorpha longicaudata, 1368 nucleotides. RefSeq lists its product as uncharacterized. The transcript is spliced from 5 exons. Gene Ontology annotation, cellular component: cytosol; nucleus. Gene Ontology annotation, molecular function: adenosine kinase activity. Gene Ontology annotation, biological process: purine ribonucleoside salvage; purine nucleobase metabolic process. Lineage: Eukaryota; Metazoa; Arthropoda; Insecta; Hymenoptera; Braconidae. The coding region runs from base 205 to 1257 and encodes 350 amino acids. The record is from RefSeq and is a predicted model, not a curated record.
UGCUGUUAUCUCGGUCUAUUUAUGACGUGAACCAAGGACUCAUUAGAUUCCAUUUUGUAUUUAAUUUCAUCAUGCGGUCCGCAGCGUGUCUUUGCUACCACGUAGCAACAUCCAUUCCCUCCAGUGACGAACCGCGAGAAGGUGUACUGUCCUGAACAGUCGCAGCCAUAAAAUACCAAGUAGUAAUAAUAUUUUAUUCAGCCCAUGACUUCAUCAACGAUGAGUGAAAAAUUAAGAGAAGGAUUACUUUUGGGCUUGGGAAAUCCACUAUUGGAUAUCUCAGCAACCGUAGAUGACGAUUUUUUGAACAAAUAUGGAAUGAAACCGAAUGAUGCUAUUCUAGCUGAAGAACACCACAAGCCAUUAUAUGAUGAGCUUAUUGAGCAGUACAAAGCCGAUUUCAUUGGUGGUGGAUCUGUCCAAAAUACUCUCAGGGUCGCGCAGUGGAUUUGGGAAAAGCCCCAUAUCUCCACGUUCAUGGGUUGUGUUGGAAGGGAUAAAUAUUCUAAAAUCCUCGAAGACAAGCUUCUAGAGACUGGAGUGAAUGCUAGAUAUCAAUAUCACGAUAAAGAACCUACUGGUACCUGUGGAGUGCUCAUAACCGGAAAAAAUCGAUCAUUGUGUGCGAAUUUAGCCGCGGCUAACUGUUUCUCCCCGCAUCAUCUCGAUGAUCCCGAGAAUCGACGUCUUCUAGAAAAUUGUGAAUAUGUCUAUAUUUCUGGCUUCUUUUUGACGGUCAGUCCCGUAACCAUUCAAAAAGUUGCUAAACAUGCACAUGAGCACAAUAAAAUCUUCAUGAUGAACCUCAGUGCACCAUUUCUAUGCGAAUUUUUCAAGGAACCAAUGCUGGCAGCAUUCCCUUAUGUAGAUAUAAUAUUCGGAAAUGAAACCGAGGCUGAUGCCUUUUCGAAGGCAAACGACUUAAAAACGACAGACAGGAGAGAAAUUGCCUUGAAAAUGUCGAAAAUGUCGAAAAUAAAUGAUAAGAGGAAAAGGGUUGUUGUUAUCACUCAGGGAGCUGAGAAUGUGAUCGUAGUUAAGGAUGAUAUUCUCACAGAAUAUCCCGCCAGGAGAAUACCAGAGGAUAAAGUUGUAGAUACGAAUGGUGCUGGGGAUGCCUUCGUUGGAGGAUUCCUGUCACAAUAUCUCCUUGGAAAAAGCAUCGAAGUAUGCAUAGAGUGCGGUAUCUGGGCAGCUACAGAAAUUGUCCAAAGAUCUGGUUGUACUUAUGUAGGAAAAGCUAAUUUUCAAUCAUGAAAUCAUAUUUUCAUAUAUUUGAGAAAUACCUGUACAUUUUGGAAAAUUAUCAUGGGGCGGUUACUUAAAAAAAUGAGGUUGUUUGAAUAAAUCAUUUGACCACAAUCCAAA